Belonocnema kinseyi is the source of this 466-nucleotide messenger RNA. RefSeq names its product protease inhibitors-like. Gene Ontology annotation, molecular function: peptidase inhibitor activity. The transcript is spliced from 3 exons. The coding region runs from base 84 to 362 and encodes 92 amino acids. Lineage: Eukaryota; Metazoa; Arthropoda; Insecta; Hymenoptera; Cynipidae. The record is from RefSeq and is a predicted model, not a curated record.
AUUGUGGAAACUUAAACGAUGGUUUAUUUUUUUAUCCCUCAGUUAUAAACUUAAAUUCAAAGGAAUACACCAAAAUCUAAGAAAUGAACAUCUUCAUUACUUUCUGUUUUGCGUCAUUCAUUGCAUUCAGUGCUGCUGCGCCUGCACCUUCGGAAGAAGACUCCAAUGAUUGCGGUUUUUGGGGACCAAUCUACAUUCACGGAACUCCUUGUCCCGCAAAAAAUUUUUUUAGCGAAUGUAACUCCUGUUUCUGCUUAGAAGACGGAAAAUCUGCUGGGUGUACUCUUAUGGCAUGUGAACCUCUUAAAUCUGUAAGGAAAAUGUGUCUGAAGGAGUCCCCAGCUAUAAUAGAAAAUAAAUGAAUUUCGAAGAGGACUUACUACAUAAAUUAUGAUACGAAAUUAUAAAUAAUGUAAUAAUAAAUGAAAAAUUAAUUUAAAGAUAAAUAAUGUAAUGAUGAAAAAUC